AUGUUUUUGUUUACAUUUAAUGGAAGUUUCUUUUUGCUCAAUUAAUAUUAUUUUCCUCAAUUUCCUUUGCUAAUCAACUUGUUUAAUCAUCGAUUAUCCUUUAAAUGGAUUAAUUAAAAUGUAGAGAUUUACAUUUGUUUCUAGUGAUUAGAAAAUUAAACCAACAAUUAUCGUGAUUGGACAAUAAGAUUUUUGGUGUUUUUCCUCUUCUCUUUUUUCAUUUUUCUCUUUGUUUCUAUUUGAUUUUCUUUUUAUCUAUUGUAUAUUAUUAUUGUUGAUCAUCAAUCACCUUGAAAAUGUCUUCAUCAUCCGAUCGAUCAAUUCAAAAUCAGCAGCCAUUAAUUAAAAUUGGUCAUUACAUUUUAGGUGAAACUCUUGGUGUUGGUACUUUUGGUAAAGUUAAAACUGCCACUCAUCAAUUAACUGGACACAAAGUCGCUGUUAAGAUAUUGAAUCGAGAGAAGAUCAAAAAUCUUGAUGUUGUUGGUAAAAUACGGAGAGAGAUACAGAAUCUCAAAUUGUUUCAUCAUCCUCAUAUUAUCAAACUUUACCAAGUGAUUAGUACUCCUUCUGAUAUUUUCAUGGUGAUGGAAUAUGUUUCUGGUGGUGAAUUAUUUGAAUAUAUUGUUAAACAUGGGAAAUUGAAGGAAUCGGAAGCAAGAAGAUUUUUCCAACAAAUUAUCUCCGGUGUUGAUUAUUGUCAUCGUCAUAUGGUCGUUCAUCGAGAUUUAAAGCCCGAGAAUUUGUUGCUCGAUUCAAACCAAUGUGUUAAAAUCGCCGAUUUCGGCCUUUCUAACAUGAUGAUGGACGGAGAAUUCCUAAGAACCUCUUGUGGGUCACCUAAUUACGCAGCUCCGGAAGUGAUUUCGGGCAAAUUAUAUGCUGGACCCGAAGUGGACAUUUGGAGUGCAGGGGUCAUUCUAUAUGCUCUUCUUUGCGGAACUUUACCAUUCGAUGAUGAACAUGUUCCAUCACUUUUCCGAAAAAUUAAAACUGGUAUAUUCCCGAUUCCCGAUUAUUUGAACAAAACGACAGUUGAUUUAUUGGUUCAUAUGUUACAAGUCGAUCCAAUUAAAAGAGCAACAAUGGAAGAUAUCAAAAAUCAUGAUUGGUUCAAAAAAGAUUUACCUGGUUAUUUGUUUCCAAUUCCAAGUGAAUCAGAUGCAUCGAUUAUUGAUAUAACUGCAGUUAAAGAUGUUUGUGAGAAAUUUGGUGUUUCUGAUAAAGAAGUUCAUAGUUCCCUUUUAAGUGGUGAUCCUCAUGAUCAAUUGGCAAUUGCUUAUAAUUUAAUAAUCGAUAAUAAGAGAAUCGAAGACGAAACAUCAAAAUUGGACAUUAAAGACUUUUAUGUGGCCUCAUCACCUCCUCCGCCCUCAUACUACGAUAGUCCUUCUCGAUAUGGAAUGAAUGUCGGUGGUCGUCCAAGAUUAUAUAGUGGCUCGAAUGUGACCAAUAUCCCCGAAAAGCCAAUAAAAGGAACACCGAUGAAAAAAGCGAAAUGGCAUUUAGGUAUUCGAUCCCAAAGUAAACCAAAUGACAUCAUGAAUGAAGUUUUCAAAGCAAUGAAAACUCUUGAUAUGGAAUGGAAAAUUGUAAACCCAUUCAAUGUUCGUGCUCGAAGGAAAAGUUCACAAUCAGGUCGCUUCAUCAAAAUGGCCUUACAACUUUACCAAGUCGAUCAUAAGAGUUAUCUUCUCGAUUUUAAAUCAUUACCGAGUUUCGAAGACACUGAACGUAAAGAGACUGAUGAGACAAUUGGAAGCGAUUUAGCUGUUUGUGGGAAAACAAUAGCGGAAGAGAAAAGUGAACAAUUGGGUGGAAACAGCUCGACAAUCACACCAGCCCAUUCAAUCGGCAGCGUAUCGAAUGAUCCUUAUUUCACUCAACCUCAUUUACAUCAUGUUAUGGACUUUUUUGAAAUGUGUGCUUCACUUAUCACUCAACUUGCUCGUUAGAGCAAAUUUAACCCUUUUCUUAGUCGUCGACUAGUUAAUUAUUAUCUAGUUUAUAUAAAUUCACACAGUGUUUAAUUAUCAAUUGAAACAAUCAAACAAAUUAACCUUUUUUUUCUUUCCAUUUUUACCGAUUCAAUUUUUCGAUACCGCUGUACAUCAAUCUUUCAAAUGGAAUGUACAGUUCGGUGAAACCGAUAGAUUUGUAUUUUUGUUGACUUGACAUCGUCCGAGAAUGAAAAUUAUCAAAACUUUCGAACUUUUUUCACAAGCAAAAUAAUAAAACUAAUCCAGUUCAUUUAACUAA
Messenger RNA from Panonychus citri (citrus red mite), 2259 nucleotides. RefSeq names its product 5'-AMP-activated protein kinase catalytic subunit alpha-2-like. The transcript is spliced from 8 exons. The coding region runs from base 297 to 1955 and encodes 552 amino acids. Gene Ontology annotation, biological process: intracellular signal transduction; protein phosphorylation. Gene Ontology annotation, molecular function: protein serine/threonine kinase activity; ATP binding. Gene Ontology annotation, cellular component: cytoplasm. The record is from RefSeq and is a predicted model, not a curated record. NCBI's taxonomy places the organism in Eukaryota, Metazoa, Arthropoda, Arachnida, Trombidiformes, Tetranychidae.